Molecule: messenger RNA, 928 nt
Organism: Cucurbita maxima (winter squash)
Lineage: Eukaryota; Viridiplantae; Streptophyta; Magnoliopsida; Cucurbitales; Cucurbitaceae
Product: V-type proton ATPase 16 kDa proteolipid subunit-like
Exons: 3
Coding region: 131-628 (165 amino acids)
Biological process (GO): proton transmembrane transport
Cellular component (GO): proton-transporting V-type ATPase, V0 domain
Molecular function (GO): proton-transporting ATPase activity, rotational mechanism
Source: RefSeq, a predicted model, not a curated record
CUUAUAUUUCCCGAAUCACCGGCUUUGCUAUAUCUUCAUCUAGAGAAGAACAAAAAGAAGCCCUAGAAAAGCUUGCCGGAGCGUUGAGAACCGGGAUCGGAUUCCGAAGCUAAUAUCGGUUGUUAAUCCAAUGGCUACUACUUUUAGCGGUGAUGAAACUGCUCCGUUCUUCGGCUUCCUUGGGGCCGCUGCAGCUCUUGUUUUCUCCUGCAUGGGUGCUGCUUAUGGGACUGCAAAGAGUGGAGUUGGAGUGGCCUCCAUGGGAGUUAUGAGGCCCGAGCUGGUCAUGAAAUCUAUUGUUCCUGUUGUCAUGGCAGGAGUGUUGGGUAUUUAUGGGUUGAUCAUCGCUGUUAUUAUUAGUACUGGAAUAAACCCAAAAGCAAAGUCAUACUAUUUGUUUGAUGGGUAUGCUCAUCUUUCUUCUGGACUUGCUUGUGGUCUUGCUGGUCUCUCUGCAGGAAUGGCAAUUGGGAUUGUUGGCGACGCCGGUGUUCGGGCCAAUGCACAACAACCUAAGCUCUUUGUUGGAAUGAUUCUCAUCCUCAUCUUUGCUGAAGCUCUUGCCCUCUACGGUCUUAUUGUUGGUAUCAUUCUCUCUUCUCGGGCGGGUCAAUCUCGUGCGGAUUGAACGACGAACGACGCCAAGUUCAUCCUUCAUCUUUGAAUUUGUUAUCCAAAUGUUUUAAGGAGAUUUUGUUACUAUGUUUCUUCUGUUCAUGUCAAACCUGAACCUAUGUAUUUUAUUGAGUGAUGGUAAUGAGCAGGUUUUAUGACAAACCUCCAUGCUCAUCUCCUCAUUUGUGUGAUAUUCUUUCUAGUUUUAGUCAGUACCAUUUGAGUUGUGGACUGAUUCUAUGUGCUCGUUACCUUACGAUGCAGAUUCCGUUGAGAAUAAAAAUUCAUUACAAUGUUGGAUGAAAAGCCAACG